Messenger RNA from Leptopilina boulardi, 1498 nucleotides. RefSeq names its product basic helix-loop-helix transcription factor amos-like (gene ato). The transcript has a single exon. Bases 129 to 866 code for a protein of 245 amino acids. Lineage: Eukaryota; Metazoa; Arthropoda; Insecta; Hymenoptera; Figitidae. Gene Ontology annotation, molecular function: protein dimerization activity. The record is from RefSeq and is a predicted model, not a curated record.
UUUCGAGUCUUAUUUUUUCAUAACAAAACAAAAAUAUCGUGAAAAAUACGUGGUUUACGUUUUUUUGUGUUUCCUGUGAAUUCGUGAGAGUACUGAUCACAAGAGAGGAAAAAAAAUAAUAGUGAGCCAUGGAAUUACAAGAGAUGUUCCGUUACGGAUAUAUGUAUCCACCGCAAGAGGAUGUUACCCCAACUUAUUUGGAAUUGCCCAACUAUCCUUAUUUAAAGAAGGAAAUUUGUCUACCACCAGUUAGUACAUUGACAGUUCCACAGUGUGUACCAUAUGACAAUAGUAGCGAUGGUUGGCAUACACCAAGUCCUGCGGCUAGUUUGAGAUCCGUCAGUCCAACCACGACAUCCGUUUCCUCAGAGUCCGAGAGCGGAACACUCAUCACCGGAAGAAGGGGGUCGAACUUUCAACAUGAGAAAAGAUACGAGACUCUUUCAGUUUCCGUCAAUUCAAUGAAUCGAAUCCAACAUUAUCCACAUCAUCAUCAUCAUCAUACAGUUUUGAUGCAAGAUGACGUACUGGAAAAGGAGAGAUCGUCGAGACAAAGUGUUAUCAGUAAUGGUAGUAGUCUUGAGGAUAGAAUGGACCUUGAGGAGAGCGAUGGUGCCGAGAGUGAAAAUGAUCAGGAAUGUAAUGAGCCAAGGAGACGAGGGAAAUAUGUGAGUUCAACGAUUGUUAAGAAGAGAAGAUUGGCUGCCAAUGCACGUGAGAGACGAAGGAUGCAGAAUCUUAAUAAGGCAUUUGAUAGACUAAGAACUUAUCUUCCAUCGUUGGGUAAUGACAGGCAGUUGUCAAAAUACGAGACACUGCAAAUGGCACAAUCAUACAUUACUGCCUUGUAUGAUUUACUGCAGUAGUUUAUUCCGGAAGAAGAGUGAUUUCUGUACAUAAAAGGGAGAAUCCAGAAGACUUCUGUGAUACAUUAUUGCAAAAAAAAACUCUUUAUAAUGAUAGUGGAGUUGAUUGCGUGGAUCGAUAUAUAUUUUUGUAAGAUAAUUUGUAUAGAUAUAUAUUUAUAAAAAUAUUUCCAAGUUUCUAGAUUAGAAACAAUUGUAAAUUUUGUAAAUUGUUUUCUCUUCAUUGUAAAUUUUAUUUGAGAUUAAAUAAUUCAUUUUGACUUUGAUAAAAAUCAAAUUUUCUAUUGUUGAUUGCUUUCUGAUGUCAAUAUAUAUAAAGAAAGUUGCUCAAGAGGCAAAAUUUGCCAUGUAAUGUUUUGUACCAUUUACCUACUUUUGUAGAAAACGACACAAAAUUACAUUUUUCAUGCUAAAAAAUAUAAAAUUGUUUUAUAAUUUUGCUAAAUUUAUUUAUAAAUUUUUCUAUAUUGAAUUUUUGAUUCUCGUAUAUUCUAUUUAAUAUCUUCGACUGCAAACAUGUAAACUGCGCCAGUACUUAAAAUCAUCUGCUUUUCUCCGAUUUAAUUUAUUGAUCUAAUUUUUGACCAAUUUGACAUUCUUUUUUGUAAAAAAAAGAUAUUUGUGCAAUUUCA